AUGUGCCUGUCUCCUUUUCUUUCUUGUCCCGGGUGCCUUCGUGUGAUUCUUCUGGGAGUCUUUGAUCAGCCUGUGGUUGCCAUGCCCCCGUCGGUCGAAGACCGAUCCAGAUCCUCCGCUUCUGCAUUUGCGAGAGAAGGAGGAGCGGAGGAAAGAGGGAGAGCACAAAGGACGACGGAAGAAUGCCGGCGUGAGGACGAGAAACGCGGCGAGGGCGAAGCAGGAAAAGGACCCGAAACAGAAGACAGUUGCAGCAAACCAGCUCUUCCUCUCUUCGAUGCAGACGGCGACCUUCUCCUUAUCCGGAAAACAGCUUCUGGUGAGUGUAGGAGGAACCAGGCGGAAAGGAAGCGGAACGUUCGCGCAAAGUUCACAGAGAAGAACGCGGAGAGCACCGUCCAGGAAAGGGAAACUGCGAGGCAGUGCAGCCUCUCUGCGUGCACGGGCGAAGGCGAGACGGGGAGAGAAGGCCAGGAACCACGCGCAGCGAGGGGAGAGGCAGGCGAGAACGCGACCGAAGAAAGCGAGAGAGAAGAAGGGGACCACGAAGAGAGAAAAGCAGAGUUCAGACAAGACAGAGACGAAGCAGAAAACUGUUACGGAGAAGAGCGGCAAGAGAGCGACAGGCAGGUGCUCACCAACGUCGAGGACAUCGCGACAUUGAGUUGCGGAAGGCCAGGGACUCAGAGGCCAAGAUGCGAAAUGGAAUUUCUUUCACGUCCAGCUUUUCUUUCGCCUUCAUCUCCUUCAGCCUCCCCUUCCCGGCCGUCUGCUUCAUUUCCGGCGUGUCGCCCUCCCUCGAUGUCUCGCAGCAUCUUUUCCCCGUGUUCGCCUCAGUUGAUCUCUCAGCCUUUCGCGGUCUGCCAUUGCGCGUCUCCUACGACUGUCGCCGUUGCUGGACGCCAGUUGUGGUCGGGCGGGCUUCUUCUCGUGAAUUUUCUCUUUGAGUUUUUGCUGUCUCUGGUCUCGUCUUCCAGUUCUGGCCUCGCCCUCGCCGUGCGUGCUUCGGAACCUUCAGAGAGGCUUCCUAGGCGAGCAGAGGCGACGCUGCCGUCUCUCCCAGCCUCGCAGGUGCCUCCCGCGCCUGAACCUGUCUCCGUUUUGUCGAAGAAAAGGGUGCAACGGCGGCACGCGCAAAAAGCUACCGAGGGCGAGACAGAUGCAGGAAAUCCUUCGGGCAGAAAAGUGGGGGAAGACAGAGGGCGAGACAGAGAAACGGAAGAGGGAAAAGAGGGAGACGAGGGAGGGGAAGGCGAGGACCCGGUCGAGCGUCGGAUAUCUCUGACAGUGCUUGAACUCGGCUGUGGCGUCGGCCUCCUUGGUGGCGGUCUGCCCUCGCUUCUUGAAGCAGUCGAUUGUUUGUCUUUCGCCGGCAAACACCGGCAGACCUUUCGCGAGAACACUGACGGAGACAAACGACGGCUCGAUUUUGCGUCUUCUGCUUCCUCUUCUCUGUCCCAGUCUUCCCCUCUUUCUACUUAUUUCUCGCCACCUUCCGGCCGCGCCUUCUGUUCGUCCUCUCUGUCUCCGCUCUCCGUCGAGCCUGGUUCCGCGUACCCGUCAUCGUCUUCAGCCCUUUUGUUGCGCGCAGCGCGGCCACGCACCCGACUUCUUGAGGCCGAGGCGCUUCCAGAAAGGAGCGAGAAGGAAGAACGUCUUGGACAUCGGGUACGAGCAAGAGGGCUUGGGACGGUGAAGCUUUUUCUGACCGACGCUGACGAAGGCGCGCUCUCUCUCGCUGCCUCCACCGUUUGGAUGAAUGGCGGGGAUCUCGCAUGCAAGGAGAGAGAGGACGAGCAAGGCCUGGGCGAGGCGGUAGACGCAGGCAAGACGCGAGAAGGCGCAGAAGAAGGUGAUGAUGAAGACGCCGGGGAGGAAGGGGACGGUGAUGGCAAACGAGGCGUCAGGGAAACGGCUUUUUCUUUCCAGGGGCCGAGGCGCAAAAGGGCGAGAUUUCCAGGAAGGCUGCGGCAGGCCAUUCCGUCUGCCAUUCCGUCUGAAGCUGACUGCGCACACACGGGCGCAGACCUGUCUUCUUGUUCAGGCUUUCCGGGGUUUUCCUUUUCUUUUGGGUCCUCGGAGGAAAAGCGCCGAGUGAACGUCGCCGUGUGCAAGCUGGUGUGGGGAUCCGGGCAAGUGUCUCUCGGCUUCCCAGAAAGGCUGCAAGAGAGGCGCAUGGCGACGCGGGAGACGACGAAGAUUUUGCUCUGUGGCGGCACACACGUGGCAGGGGAGCGGCAGGCGAGUCAGCCGACCGAGGCGAAAGAAGGUAGGGGAAAGACAAGAAGAAGAGCCGAAAGGCAGAUAUCCGAACGCAGCUCGGACAAAACGAAAAGGGUCCAGGCGAAGCACGAGAAAGGGAUGCAAAAAAAGCGAAUGUCCCAGGUGUGUUUUUAA
This is a messenger RNA of Neospora caninum, 2397 nucleotides long. RefSeq lists its product as hypothetical. The record is from RefSeq and is a predicted model, not a curated record. The coding region runs from base 1 to 2397 and encodes 798 amino acids. The transcript is spliced from 2 exons. Lineage: Eukaryota; Apicomplexa; Conoidasida; Eucoccidiorida; Sarcocystidae.